AGGCUUCUCAAAGUUCAAUAAGAUUUAUGAAUUUGACUACCAUAUUUUGGGAAGUAAUGCUAAAAUGGUGAUGACAUCACUGUCAGGACAUAUGAUGACUUUAGAUUUCACAGCCAGUCAUCAAAAAUGGUAUAGUUGUGCUCCUGUAGCCCUGUUUAGUGCUCCAGUUACAAAAUAUGUUGGUGAAAGCUAUCUCCCUAUUAAGAGGACUUUAGAGAGAGAGGUACGAGGCUGUCAGGUGUUGAUUAUAUGGACUGAUUGUGACAGAGAGGGUGAAAACAUUGGCUUUGAAGUGAUAAAUCUUUGUCAAAAUGUCUGUCCAAAUAUCCAAAUUUACCGUGCAAAGUUUUCAGAAAUUACUCCUGGCUCGGUUUCAAGAGCAGUCCAGAACCUUGUUCAACCUGAUUUAUUACAGUCACAAGCAGUAGAUGUUAGGAUGGAGCUUGACCUAAGGAUAGGAGCUGCCUUUACUCGGUUCCAGACACUGAGACUGCAAAAAGUUUUUCCAGAUGUUUUGAGUGAUAACCUCAUCAGUUAUGGAAGUUGCCAGUUUCCAACAUUAGGAUUUGUUGUUGAAAGAUAUAAACAGGUUCAGCAAUUUGUUCCUGAAGUAUUCUACAAAAUUAAAGUUUCUCAUGAGAUGGAAGAAACAAAAGUGGAUUUCAACUGGAAGAGAGGCAGACUUUUUCACCGCUUGCCUUGCCUGGUCAUCUAUCAGAUGUGUUUGGAGAAUCCUACAGCAAAGGUUCUUAGCACAUCAUCCCGUCCCAAGAGCAAGUGGAGACCUCUUCCUUUAGACACUGUGGAGCUUGAGAAACUUGCCUCUCGAAAGUUGAAAAUAAAUUCCAAAGAGACAAUGAAAAUAGCUGAAAAGCUCUACAAUCAGGGAUUUAUCAGCUAUCCUCGCACAGAGACCAACAUAUUUCCAAAGUCAUUGGACUUACGACCCCUUGUUCAAAAUCAGACUGUUGAUGGAAACUGGGGAGCUUUUGCUGCUCGCGUGUUGGAACGAGGCCCGAGCCCUCGGCAAGGCAACAAAACAGACAAUGCUCAUCCUCCCAUUCAUCCAACAAAGCAUACAGACAAUUUACAGGGAAAUGAAAAAAGAUUGUAUGAGUUCAUAGUGAGACACUUCUUAGCUUGCUGUUCUGAGGAUGCUAAGGGUCAGGAGACUAAUGUGGAGAUUGAAAUUGCUGGAGAGAAGUUUACUGCCACAGGUCUAAUGAUCACUGCAAGGAACUAUCUGGAAGUUUAUCCAUAUGAUAAAUGGAGUGAUAAGACAAUUCCAGUCUACAAUCAAUGUGAAGAAUUUCAACCAAGCUCUAUUGAGAUGGUUGAUGGGGAAACCAAACCACCUCCUUUGUUAACAGAAGCUGAUUUGAUUGGUCUGAUGGAGAAACAUGGCAUAGGCACAGAUGCCACUCAUGCCGAGCAUAUUGAGACCAUCAAGAACAGGUGCUAUGUGGGGGUACAGCAAGAUGGGACCUUUCUACCAGGACAGCUGGGAAUGGGACUUGUGGAAGGUUAUGAUUUAAUGGGAUUUGAGCUCUCUAAACCAAGACUAAGGUCCGAACUUGAAGCAGAUUUAAAGAGAAUUUGUGAAGGAACAAGAAAUAAAGAUGAUGUACUUGUUGAACAAAUAGCAAAGUACAAGGAACAAUUUGUCCAAGCUGUGCAAGAGGCAGUCAAAUUGGAUCAAGCUUUAACACCAUACUUUGGAGAUCCUCAAGAAUUCAUUGAUGAAGUUCUCAGUAGAGGGGAUGAGAGGGGAACAGAACCUAUGCGGCUUUGUCCAAGACGUAAAACAGAACAAAUGGUGCUCAAAAAGACCAAAGAUGGAAGCUACAUGAUUGGUUGUCAAGGGUAUCCAAGAUGUCGAGCCAGCAUUUUCUUCCCCAAAUUUGUUUUAGAGGCCUCGGUUGAUGAAUCUCUUUGUCAGCAGUGCCAAACUGGAGAUGUACAUAGAAUAAGGUUCAAAUUUAAGAGAGGUUCUGUUCCACCAAUGAUGCCGCUAAACUACACAGGUUGUGUUGGUGGAUGUGAUGAAACUCUAAGAGAGAUGCUGGAUUUGAAGGACUUAAAAAAACUGCCAUCUGAAUCAGGUGGUUCAAACCCAACAGGAAGAGGAAGACAAAACCCUCAGCCCAGUAAUAGGGGUAAUAAACGUACCCCAGGGCGUGGUCAAGUAGGCAACAGAGCCCAAGGGGUUGUGACCAGGCCUCCUACAACACCUCAAGUUACAAGACCACCUGCUCAAAGAGGAAGUGGAUUUGUACCAAAUGGUCAAAGUCGGGGGCAGAAUAGUGGAAACAGCGCAUCAUUUUCUGGAAGUCAUAAUCAAUUUCCAUCAGCUGGCUCAGAUAAUGGAGGUGAUGAGAACUGUGUUGUUUGUUCUUGUGGACAACCUGCAAUGAUGCUGACCGUUAAAAAAGAUGGACCUAAUAAAGGUCGGCCAUUCUAUAAAUGUUCAAACAGAGACAAUGGUUGUGGUUUCUUUUUAUGGGCUGAUGAUGAUUCUAGCGGUUCGUCUUCAACAUUUGGUCAAACCGCUCCUCUGAGAUCAACUAGCAACUUCAACAGGAAUAGUAUAGGAUUUAAUUCUGACAGAAACUCGACUUUCCCAGGAAGCAGUGGAUCAUCGAAUACACAAGGCUCUGGACCACCUUGUCACUGCAGUGAACCGGCCAUCAGUCGCACAGUUUCCAAAGAAGGAGCAAACAAAGGUCGACCGUUCUACUGUUGUGCUAAACCGAGAGGCCAGGGCUGUGAUUUCUUUGAAUGGGGUGACACAACAGGGUCAUCAGCAGCUAUCAGCAAGUUUAAACCUGGAAGAUCUGCUUCGUCAAACAGUGGAGGGGCAAGGAAAAGAAGAUGUGGCCUUUGCCAACAAGAAGGCCAUACCAAGCGAACCUGCCCCAUGAACCGAUAAAGUCACUGUACGCAGACUUCGACUUUUUUAUAUGUUGAUUUCAAUAGGAUUGUAAAUAGGGUCCUAAAGAAAUAUUUCGAGAAAAAAAAUGACUCAAACUCUGUUAUGAAACAAGUCUGUGACUGAUGUUAUACAAUAUAUCUAUUGUAAUAUUUAUCUGUAAUUCUGGUUUCCUUUUGUUGCAGGAAGUGCACUUUUACGCUGCGCUUAACGAAACAGUGUAAGAUUUAGUGCGUCCAUUAAGUUAAAUUCCUUGAUCUAGAUAUCGCCAAAGAACAAAGCUAAACGUAACUCUGUUUACUGCACUACAAUACAGGUUGAGAUCACGUACUGAAAGGUGUAGGAAUAUUGUGUUUGUUGCAUUUUACGAAAGAGGUGUCGGUUGAAAAGGACUCCUUUGAAUUAAAGUGUUUACCUCAGGCCGGGCGUUAA
Messenger RNA from Stylophora pistillata, 3361 nucleotides. RefSeq names its product DNA topoisomerase 3-alpha. Gene Ontology annotation, cellular component: nucleus; RecQ family helicase-topoisomerase III complex; chromosome. The record is from RefSeq and is a predicted model, not a curated record. NCBI's taxonomy places the organism in Eukaryota, Metazoa, Cnidaria, Anthozoa, Scleractinia, Pocilloporidae. Gene Ontology annotation, molecular function: DNA topoisomerase type I (single strand cut, ATP-independent) activity; zinc ion binding; DNA binding. Gene Ontology annotation, biological process: DNA topological change; DNA recombination; DNA repair.